UGCUGAUAAACGGCCUUUCAAUUCAUUUUACUACUCAACUCAGCUCUUUUCAAUGCUAUUGUAUCAGUCGCUUAAUCUAUAUACCUCACCAGAGGCGUACACGUUUGAACCUGUUUUUGUUGACGCCUCUAUUCCUCGAGAAAGCCUGGUCGUUCGUCGUACAGAUGGCGUGGUUGUGUUGAAUGCUCCACCUUCACCGACACUCGCCCAGGAACAAGUCACUACUAUUCAUGGCAUUCUUGGCAUAAUUCGUCUUAAUGCAGGCGAUCACAUUGUUGUAAUCUCUGGACGUAAAAAAAUUGGUACUCUUGCCGGCCAUGAUAUUUUUUUAAUUACUGCACACAAAAUUCUUUCAGUUUCCAAAAGCCAGACUCAUCUUGUUGAGCGACAGGUACAGGACGACGCGACCUAUAUCUCUAUGCUCAAUGACCUUUUAAGUUCUGGAUCAUUCUACUUUUCCUAUACGUUUGAUCUGACGCACUCUCUGCAAAAACAAGCUAGUCUAGCAUCUGCUUCUUCUCUCCCACUCUGGCAGCGUGCUGACGAGCGCUUCUACUGGAACAGAUUUUUGCAGACACCAUUGAUUUCCAUUACGCAAAAAGAUCCGUUGCAAAGCAGCUUAAGUCGGUUUAUUUUGCCAAUCAUGUGUGGAUUUGUGACAAUUAUUCAAACCAAAGUCCAUGCAACAGCCGUCACAUUUUCACUGAUUUCUCGCAGAAGCCAAUUUCGUGCAGGAACUCGUUAUCAUUCUCGAGGUAUCAACGAUCAAGGACAAGUUUCCAACUUUGUCGAGACAGAGCAGAUUCUUGAACUGCCUGGCACAGGUCUUAUGUGCUCAUAUAGGCAGACUCGCGGAUCUAUCCCUCUUUAUUGGAGACAAGUUAUCAAUGCUAAAUAUCAGCCCAAACUUGUGGUUGAAAACAAUCCAUUAACUGCUGUAUCGUUUAAAGCCCACUUUUACGAGCAAUUUGAACGCUAUGGAAAUCAGAUUGUUGUCAACUUGAUCAACAAGCAUGGCUAUGAAUCACCGCUUGGUACCGAGUUUGCAAACCGUAUCGGUGAGAUGAAGGACGAACGGCUUCGAUUUAUACAUUUUGACUUUCAUGAGCAUUGCAAAAAAAUGCGAUGGGAUCGCAUUUCAGUGUUGAUUCAAGCCAUUGAAGAAGAUUUAGCAGAGCAGGGCUAUUGUAGCGUGACUACUACCGCAUCUAGCACUCCAGUUUUGAUUAAAUCUCAGACAUCUGUAGUGCGUACAAAUUGCAUAGACUGUCUUGACCGAACCAAUGUGGUACAAAGUGUCCUUGCACGUCGAUCUCUCAAUCGACAGAUGCGCGAUCUCAAUCUACUUGUUUUGCCAACAGAAUCAUUGGUUGAUCUGGCAGACUUUGAACAAAUAUUCAAAAAUGCAUGGGCUGACAAUGCCGAUCAAGUCAGCAAACAGUAUUCUGGAACAGGAGCGUUAAAAACUGAUUUUACUCGAACUGGAAAACGCAGUAAAUCUGGUGUGUUUCAAGAUCUGUCCAACUCGAUUGUACGAUACAUCAAAAACAACUUUUUAGAUGGAUUUCGUCAAGAUUCAUACGAUUUAUUUCUUGGCAAAUACCGAGUCGAUGCGUCUCGUCCAUCACCGUUUUCAGAUCAGAAAAUCACUUUACAUUUUAUUUUAGCAGCAGCGUUGGCCAUGUUUACUAGUUUUUGUAUGUUGUACAUGGUACUUGUUGCUGGGAGUGCAAUCACAACAGGGCUGGUUAUGGUUAUGGCUUUGAUGAGCUCUGGCGCGGUGUUCUACCUUGUUCAUUUUUAUGGUAGGGAAUUUGUUGCCAAUCCGAUGCUGGUACCUGAUGUGUGGGUUGCUGAAUCUGAAGGUACAGAUCAGCACAAGAAUUCGUAUGCGCAACCUCACAAUUCAUCCGAGUUUGAUAUUCAAAUGACUGAGAUGUUUCAAUCUGCAAAACCCAUGUUUUCAAAGCAUGUCUAGUAACAGUGUGCUUGAAGUUUAACUUUAUAGCCGUAAAACUAUUUGACAGUUUUUAUGAUGUUUUGGCUAGUAUGAAUAAAUACAACAAAAUUUGAAAUGGU
This is a messenger RNA of Batrachochytrium dendrobatidis JAM81, 2079 nucleotides long. RefSeq lists its product as uncharacterized. Gene Ontology annotation, molecular function: phosphatidylinositol-4-phosphate phosphatase activity. The record is from RefSeq and is a predicted model, not a curated record. Gene Ontology annotation, biological process: phosphatidylinositol dephosphorylation. Gene Ontology annotation, cellular component: endoplasmic reticulum. The transcript has 8 exons. Bases 53 to 1978 code for a protein of 641 amino acids. Lineage: Eukaryota; Fungi; Chytridiomycota; Chytridiomycetes; Rhizophydiales.